This is a messenger RNA of Nematostella vectensis (starlet sea anemone), 2957 nucleotides long. Its product is annotated as proprotein convertase subtilisin/kexin type 5. The transcript is spliced from 11 exons. Lineage: Eukaryota; Metazoa; Cnidaria; Anthozoa; Actiniaria; Edwardsiidae. Bases 159 to 2513 code for a protein of 784 amino acids. The record is from RefSeq and is a predicted model, not a curated record.
UUCAUUUUUGUGUAUCAAGCGUUGAUAGCAGUGAUCGUGACCUAAGGUGAUCAGCUGAUGUGGCUGUAAAAUGAUACUCCACGCAGACCCUUAUAACUGUGCAAUUCGCGCAUCUUCGUAUUUGCAGCUGCGUCAGCGCUGAUUUCAGGAUAGAAGGCAUGAGGGCUCUCUUACUAAUACCGCUGUUGACCAUUGCUGCUGUAGUGCAGGCUCAGGGUGAUUGGUAUGAAUAUGAAGACCAAGAUGAUAACUGGGAUCAAGAAACUGAUUGGGGCCAAGGAGGCAUGGGUCUAGGUCAGGGAGGAGGCAUGGGACAAGGAGGAGGCCUAGGGCAAGGAGGAGGCAUGAGCCAAGGAGGAGGCAUGGGGCAAGGAGGAGGAAUGGGCCAAGGUCAAGGAGGAGGCAUGGGCCGAGGUCAAGGGGGAGGCAUGGGUCUAGGUCAGGGAAGAGGCAUGGGGCAAGGAGGAGGCCUGGGGCAAGGAGGAGGCAUGGGACGACGACAAGGAGGAGGCAUGAGCCAAGGAGGAGGCAUGGGCCAAGGUCAAGGAGGAGGCAUGGGCCAAGGAGGAGGCCUAGGGCAAGGAGGAGGCAUGAGCCAAGGAGGAGGCAUGGGGCAAGGAGGAGGAAUGGGCCAAGGUCAAGGAGGAGGCAUGGGCCGAGGUCAAGGAGGAGGCAUGGGUCUAGGUCAGGGAAGAGGCAUGGGGCAAGGAGGAGGCCUGGGGCAAGGAGGAGGCAUGGGACGACGACAAGGAGGAGGCAUGAGCCAAGGAGGAGGCAUGGGCCAAGGAGGAGGCAUGGGUCUAGGCCAAGGAGGAGGCAUGGGUCUAGGCCAAGGAGGAGGCAUGGGUCGACGGCAAGGCACAGGAUGGGGUCAUGGUCACCGUAGAGGUCAUGGAAUGGGUCAUGGAUGGAAACAUGGGCAUCGUGGAGGCUGCAAUGUCCGAAAUUGUCAGUCCUGUUCUGGUAAAUACGGGUGCACUCGCUGUAAGAACGGUUACAUCCGGGACACGAAAGGGGGCAAGGUGACCUGCAGGAGAACGCGCCGCACAGUCUUGCCCAGUUGCGGAGUGCGUGGCUGCGCGUCCUGUCAUCACCGACUGCUGCAGUGUCGUCGCUGCCAGGAAGGCAUGUACCGUCUCACUCACUUUAGCUUCGAUCGGUGUGUUAGCAAGUGCCCACGAGGCUUCCAAAUAAAGAACGGGACCGGACCAGUUGAUGGACCUUUCUGUGAGAAGAUGUGCGGUGUAAACAACUGUGAGGUGUGUCCCCGGUACGAGUCGUCCCUAAGACCGCAGUGUACGCGUUGCAAGGAGGGCUGGUACCGACUCCAAACCCAAAGAGGAAUGUUCGGAAGCCAAGACCGGUGUGUAAAAAGGUGUCCUUUCGGUUACCGAGUGAUGAACAUUACCGGACAAGCCCCGUUCUGCGACGAGGAAAACACAGCGCCUUGUGCUAUCCCCAAUUGCGCAGUCUGCCCGGCGCGCAGUGGCUUCUGGUAUAGGCGCAAGUGCACGCGUUGCCGAGACGGUUGGCUACGAUACUCGCGCUUCUCCAUGGAUACCUGUGUCAGAAGUUGCCCCCGUGGUUACCAAGUGUCAAAUGGAACUAACGAUGCAGAAGGGCCAUUCUGUCAAAAGAUGCCGCAAACUUGCCCUCAAAUACCCGGAUGUAUUGACUGCCCUAACACAAACAGCUGCACCAGAUGUAACUCACAGCUGAGCCUGCUUUUCAUGGAUCAGCGGCAUCAAUGUGUCGGGAGAUGCCCUUACCGCUUUUUGAGAAAGAAUGUUAAUGGGUCAUUCGUUUGCGAGUUGCGCGGAUCAGAGGAAGGCUGUCUAGACUCAAUGUGUUUCAGGUGCAAAAAGGGUUACUACUUUCUUGAGAAAGAUGGAAAGUUUUGUCAUAGAAGCUGUCCUAAUGGCUACUAUCAAAAGUACGGACGAUGCCUAAAAUGCUUGAAAUCGUGUGAAACUUGCAACAGUCCUAUGAAUUGUGAAACAUGCAAGAAAGGCUUGUUUAAGAUGAGCGUCUGGUCCAAUCCUCAGAACAACAUAUGUGUACGCGAAUGCCCUCUGGGUUACAAGGAGACAAAUGAGCAGAUCUGUCGAAAAGUGUGUCACGUGACCAACUGUCUUAGCUGCGAGAGUGUCAGCUAUCAUGGUCGGCGUCACUGCGACACUUGCAGGCCUGGUUACCACAAACACUCGAUCCACGCAAAGUUUGGAUUUGGCAUGAUCUAUGACGACGUGUGUGUUAAGGAAUGUCCCAAAGGCUACCGUGUGGAGAUGAACACAUUGGGGGGAACUGUUUGUGCGAAAGGAAACCCAACACCGGGUCCCCGACCAACUGCAUUCGAAAAGAUGUCGACGACUCCCGAUAACAUUCCGACUUCCUCCGAUGAGAUUCCGACCACUUAUGAGCUCAAAUCAACAACUAACGUCAAACCUUCCCCAAAAGGAGAGAAACUCCCCGAGUACACUACAGCCUCGCCCAACAAUGAAAAUCUACCUUAAAUGAAGCUACUUAAAGUCAGUGCAGAUGUUUUUAGCUAUGGGACAAUGACUGUUACUUAAGCGAACUAAUUUGUUUUGUAUACGAUGGUUUCAUAGAACUUUAUGCGCAAAAUGCUCGCGCGAAAUGUGUGCUUAGGACUAGAAAUAAGUGCUUGGAGAACUUUCUCAUGUAUUAAAACUCUUAUUUUUCCCCGAAACUUAACACUUUUAAAGCUACCGAAGAAUCGAAAUGUAUGCUGCAUUCCUACCAAACCAUGUUUAGUUAAACAAGGUUUUUCUUUGCCUGAUAACUGGCCAAGUUUCUCAUUGUGUUGAAUUCUUACUAGCUAAAUGAUCACUUAAAAACGUGUACAGCACAAUCUAUUCAGUUUUGUUCUUGGUUCUGUCCACUCUUGGGGGAUUGAGAUUUAAACCAAUUUAAUUAAACCAACCUUUAAACUUUUA